AUGGCUAUCUGUUCAGCAAUUGAUAAAACACCUCGAUGGCUAGUUAUUCUUAUUGGUGUUAUCAGUGGAGCUGCCUUACUUUCAGUGUGCAUCGCUACACUAGUUGUUGUAGCUCGUAACCAACGACAGAAUGUAGAGGUAAGUACAACAACAACAACAACAACAACAACAACAACAACAACAACAACAACAGCAAAAACAACAACAACAACAACAACAACAACACCAUCAACAACGACAACAUCAACAACAACAACAACAAACAAAACGGCAGUACAAACAACUAGCACAGGUAAAGUACUAGGGAAAGCUGAGCUGCAACGAGAUUAA
Molecule: messenger RNA, 330 nt
Organism: Rotaria sordida
Lineage: Eukaryota; Metazoa; Rotifera; Eurotatoria; Philodinida; Philodinidae
Source: the annotation of a GenBank genome assembly